This is a messenger RNA of Bombyx mandarina (wild silkworm), 1611 nucleotides long. RefSeq names its product mannose phosphate isomerase (gene Mpi). The record is from RefSeq and is a predicted model, not a curated record. Lineage: Eukaryota; Metazoa; Arthropoda; Insecta; Lepidoptera; Bombycidae.
CCAAAAAAAAAACUGCGGUUGUUUUCGUUAGAUAAAUAAAAAAAAAUGAUUGCUUAAAUAAAGUUUAUAAAAAUAAAAUGUGGUCUCUCUUUUAGUUUGUGUCAAUAUUUAAUGCGCACCUUGCAUUGGUGCCUUGUGGUACAUAAUCAAACACGUUUUGAAUAAAUUUAACCACUCCAAACUGCCUCUUAUCGCUAAUAUCGAUUGACAAAUAUGGAAUUGCAGUGCAAAGCUUUGCAUUAUGAUUGGGGCAAAGUUGGCUCUGAGAGUAUAGUUGCUAGGCUGUUACAUAGUGCUGAUUCUAGAAUUGACAUAGAUCAAACAAAACCUUAUGCUGAGUUAUGGAUGGGAACUCAUCCUAAUGGUCCUUCUCUAAUUAUUGAGAGAAAUAUUUUAUUGUCUGACUACCUCAAAGAAAAUCUUGAUGCCAUUGGGCCAGCUGUAAGGAAGAAAUUUGGUGUAGCCAUACCUUUUCUUUUGAAGAUAUUGUCUAUCAAAAAGGCCCUGUCUAUACAAGCCCAUCCCAACAAGGAACAUGCUGAACAGCUACACAAAAACUUCCCUGAUAUGUACAAAGAUCCAAAUCACAAGCCUGAGAUUGCCAUUGCCUUGACAUCGUUUGAGGCUCUUUGUGGAUUUAGGCCUUUGUCUGAAAUCAGGGAGUUCUUAAAAAAACUUCCUGAACUUACCAACAUUCUAUCCAAAGAAGCUGUUGACAGAGUGCUCACUAAUCAGGAUCAAGGAGACAAUAACAAAAUUCUAAGGCCAUUGUUUGAGUCACUGAUGACUUGUGAAAAAGCUUCUGUUUCCAACAGCUUGCAAAACUUGAUCAACAGGCUUGAGAAAGAUGAUGCAUCAAAUCAAACAUUUUUACUCUAUUCUCUUCUGCGUCGCUUACAUAGUGAUUUCCCUGGAGAUGUUGGCUGUUGGGGUCCAUACUUCUUGAAUUAUAUUGUGCUGCACCCAGGCCAAGCUAUUUUCUUGAAGCCGAACCUGCCACACGCCUACUUGAGUGGAGAUUGUGUAGAAUGCAUGGCAUGUUCUGAUAAUGUGAUCCGUGCUGGGUUGACCCCGAAACAUAUUGAUGUGCCCACACUAGUCGAUAUGCUGGACUAUAAUAGCUAUGGAAAAGAUCAACUCCUAUUCCACCCCCAAUUAGAAGAUGCAAAUAGUUGUAUUUGGCGUCCUCCAGUGCCUGAUUUUGCUGUUGUGAAGAUAAAUGUGGUGGGUCCGGAGCCGUACAACACCCAGAUCCGGCCCAGUCCGAGUCUCCUCAUAGUGACGUCAGGAGCGGGCUCGGCGUGCGACACGGAGCCGGUGCCCGUCCGUGCCGGGGUCGUGUUGUUCCUGAAGGCGAGCCGUCAGCUCACACUCACGCCCACGGCCGACGGGCACAUCGAGGCCUACCAGGCCAUAUGCAACGUAUGACGGUACCGAUACGCGUUGAUCACCGACGUCCAACUGCCAGAGUAGGUAAUAAUACCUACUCUAAACGGUUAACCAACAUAAUUGUAAACAACUCUCGAUGAUAUCUCAACAUUAAUUAAAGCUUAAAAAUUUUUAAUUCAAUAUUUAAAAUAAAUAAUUGUUUAAAAAAGCUAAAACAUAAUA